AUGAGCAGUCGUUCUAGAGUUGCUUCAACUCUGCGCAGAGCUAAAGUUAAUUUUGGAAAUUUUACGAGACCAAUUCCGUAUUUCGCCCAACCCCGAUGGCAAAGUACUGCAAGUACCGAGGAUGCUGAAGGUGUUGCAAAAGGCACAACGGGAUCCUCAAAGACUAUAAAAUUCACAUCGGAAACGUAUCCCAGUAUCAAGCGCGAUUCGAGGUUUGCUGAAAUCACCGAAGAGCAUGUCAACCAUUUCAGAAGCUUGCUCGGCACGGAGUCGGCGAUUAUAGACGGGGUCACUCGAGAUGCCACGGACGACAUCGAGCCUUUCAACGGCGAUUGGAUGCGGAAGUAUCGAGGGCAUACAAAGCUUGUUCUGAAGCCCGCGUCGACAGAGGAAGUCAGUCAGGUGCUGAAAUACUGCAAUGAUAAUAUGCUUGCUGUCGUGCCUCAAGGUGGUAAUUCAGGCCUUGUUGGUGGCUCCGUACCCGUCUUUGACGAAAUCGUAAUCAGUAUGAGCAGGAUGAACCAAAUCCGGUCUUUUGACGAGGUAUCGGGGACUCUUGUUGUUGAUGCGGGUUGCAUCCUAGAGGUAGCUGAUGGAUACCUGGGAGAGCGAGGGCACAUCUUCCCAUUGGAUCUCGGGGCAAAAGGAUCUUGUCAUAUUGGAGGUAAUGUUGCUACCAAUGCCGGAGGUCUACGUCUCUUACGCUAUGGGAGCUUACAUGGUAGCGUCUUGGGAAUCGAGGCUGUAUUGCCUGAUGGUACCGUUGUUGAUGAUCUAUCAAAAUUGAGAAAAAAUAAUACUGGCUAUGAUUUGAAACAAUUGUUUAUUGGAGCAGAGGGAACGAUUGGUAUCAUCACAAAGGUCUCAAUCAUUUGCCCACAACGAUCAAAGGCCAUAAACGUCGCAUUUUUCGGCCUCGAAUCUUAUGAGAAGGUCCAGGAGGCUUUCCGAGAAGCUAAGGGGCAGUUGUCGGAAAUUCUCUCAGCAUUUGAGCUUAUGGAUCGCCAGAGCCAGGAUCUCGUUCAUAGAGUGACCAAGAACAAGCGGCCCUUAGAAAGUGAAUAUCCCUUCUACUGUUUGAUCGAGACCAGCGGAUCCAACACCGAGCACGACAGUGAAAAGUUAGAAAAGUUUCUAGAGUACGUUAUGGAGAAGGAGAUUGUUUUGGACGGAGUUGUAGCUCAAGAUACAACCCAGGUCAAGGCAUUAUGGGGUUGGAGAGAAGGGGUCCCUGAAUGCCUCGGUCAUUGGGGUGGUACCUAUAAGUACGACCUUUCAAUUCCAAUCUCAGAGCUAUAUUCGCUUGUCGAAGAAACAAGGGCGAAGAUCACGGAUGCCGGACUUCUUGGUGAAGAUGAAGAACAUCCGGUCGUUGAUGUCGUUGGUUACGGCCAUAUGGGUGACUCCAAUCUGCAUUUGAACGUCGCUACGCGUCGUUAUGAUAAAGAGGUGGAGAAGAUCCUCGAGCCCUUCGUCUACGAAUGGAUCUCAAAGAGGAGUGGGAGUAUCAGUGCAGAACAUGGCCUUGGCUUAGCCAAAAAGAACUACAUUGGCUACAGCAGGAGUGACACGAUGAUCAGGUUGAUGAAACAAAUCAAAGAUCUAUACGACCCUGUAAGUGGAAUCCAUCUACUCUAA
Glarea lozoyensis ATCC 20868 is the source of this 1638-nucleotide messenger RNA. RefSeq names its product FAD-binding protein. Bases 1 to 1638 code for a protein of 545 amino acids. The transcript has a single exon. Gene Ontology annotation, molecular function: FAD binding; catalytic activity. The record is from RefSeq and is a predicted model, not a curated record. Lineage: Eukaryota; Fungi; Ascomycota; Leotiomycetes; Helotiales; Helotiaceae. Gene Ontology annotation, cellular component: mitochondrion.